Molecule: messenger RNA, 747 nt
Organism: Lachnellula hyalina
Lineage: Eukaryota; Fungi; Ascomycota; Leotiomycetes; Helotiales; Lachnaceae
Gene: EMG1
Product: Ribosomal RNA small subunit methyltransferase NEP1
Exons: 2
Coding region: 1-747 (248 amino acids)
Biological process (GO): rRNA base methylation
Cellular component (GO): small-subunit processome; nucleolus
Molecular function (GO): rRNA binding; rRNA (pseudouridine) methyltransferase activity
Source: RefSeq, a predicted model, not a curated record
AUGUCAGGAACCCAGUCGCUCCCCCCGCCCGAGCUCCCUCAGCUCGUCGCUGAACAACAUGUCCCCAUUCCAUCCAGCGACAAAAGCAGCAAACGCCUCAUCGUUGUCCUCUCCAAUGCCAGUCUCGAGACCUACAAGGCGUCGCACGGAGGUGGCAGACCAGGCCAGCGCGACGAGAAAUAUUCGCUCCUCAACAGCGACGAGCACAUCGGUGUUAUGCGCAAGAUGAACCGCGAUAUCAGUGAUGCAAGACCCGAUAUCACUCAUCAGUGUCUCCUUACCCUCCUCGACUCUCCGAUCAACAAGGCCGGCAAACUUCAAAUCUACAUACAUACCGCCAAAGGCGUCCUCAUCGAAGUCAGCCCAACAGUCCGUAUCCCACGUACCUUUAAGCGUUUCGCCGGUCUCAUGGUCCAACUUCUCCACCGACUUUCCAUCCGAUCCGUCAACUCCCAGGAGAAGCUGCUGAAGGUCAUCGCAAACCCCAUCACCGACCACCUGCCACCCAAUUGCCGAAAGGUAACCUUGAGCUACGAGUCAGAGGUUGUACGUGUACGAGAGUACGUGGAGAAGCUAGAUGAGAACGAGAGUAUUUGCGUCUUUGUCGGAGCGAUGGCAAAGGGCGCCGACACCUUUGCGGAUCAGUUUGUCGACGACAAGAUAUCCAUCAGCAACUUUAGUCUCUCAGCAAGUGUAGCAUGUAGCAAAUUCUGCCACGCUGCAGAAGAUGCGUGGGACGUAAUCUAG